Aspergillus terreus NIH2624 is the source of this 864-nucleotide messenger RNA. Its product is annotated as putative short chain dehydrogenase. The transcript has 3 exons. Bases 1 to 864 code for a protein of 287 amino acids. Lineage: Eukaryota; Fungi; Ascomycota; Eurotiomycetes; Eurotiales; Aspergillaceae. Gene Ontology annotation, cellular component: intracellular anatomical structure. The record is from RefSeq and is a predicted model, not a curated record. Gene Ontology annotation, molecular function: oxidoreductase activity, acting on NAD(P)H, oxygen as acceptor.
AUGUCCGUCUCCAUCGAAACCAACGACGUCUCCCCCGCCCCCGUCAGCCAGGUCGACCCCUGUCUCGGCUCCAAGUCCAGAAUGCCCGAGUUCAGUCUGGCGGGCAAGGUGGUCUGCGUCUCUGGCGGCGCGCGUGGUCUGGGCCUGACCCAGGCUGAAGCCCUCUUGGAAGCCGGUGCCAAAGUCUACGCGCUCGAUCGUCUGGAAGAACCCGCCCCCGAAUUCUACGAAAUCCAGAAGCGUGCCACAGAGGAACUGGGCACGGUGCUGCAAUACCGUCGCAUCGAUGUCCGUGACACGGAACUCCUUAACAGCACUAUCGAAUCCAUUGCCACGGCCGAAGGCCGCAUGGAUGGACUGGUCGCCGCCGCCGGUAUCCAGCAAGAAACCCCGGCCCUCGAGUACACGGCCAAGGAUGCAAACACUAUGUUCGAAGUCAACGUGACUGGAGUGUUUAUGACCGCCCAGGCGGUCGCCAAGCAAAUGAUUCGGUUUGGAAACGGCGGUAGCAUCGCACUAAUUGCUAGCAUGAGUGGCACCAUCGCCAAUCGGGGUCUCAUCUGUCCCGCCUACAACGCUAGCAAGGCCGCCGUGAUCCAGCUCGCCCGCAACCUUGCCGCAGAGUGGGGUCCGUACAACAUCCGGGUCAACACCAUCUCGCCUGGUUACAUUGUCACUGCCAUGGUCGAGAAGCUGUUCGAGCAGUUCCCCGAGCGCCGCGACGAAUGGCCCAAGCAUAACAUGCUGGGUCGUCUGUCCACGCCCAACGAGUACCGCGGCGCCGCCGUCUUCCUCCUCAGCGACGCCAGCAGCUUCAUGACGGGCAGCGAUCUCCGCAUUGACGGUGGCCACGCCGCCUGGUAG